Messenger RNA from Seriola dumerili (greater amberjack), 1678 nucleotides. RefSeq names its product adhesion G protein-coupled receptor E3-like. The transcript is spliced from 12 exons. The coding region runs from base 1 to 1476 and encodes 491 amino acids. Lineage: Eukaryota; Metazoa; Chordata; Actinopteri; Carangiformes; Carangidae. Gene Ontology annotation, cellular component: membrane. Gene Ontology annotation, biological process: adenylate cyclase-activating G protein-coupled receptor signaling pathway; cell surface receptor signaling pathway. The record is from RefSeq and is a predicted model, not a curated record. Gene Ontology annotation, molecular function: G protein-coupled receptor activity.
AUGGAUCAACAACUGAAAGACAAUGAAGGCAUAGUCUUACCAGAACCGACUGUGGCAAACAGCUUCUCAGCAUCUAUGGAAGUGUCAGGCGUUGGACCACGUGCCAAGUCAAUCACAGUGAGCAGCAAAGGCGACGGGGAGACCGGCAGCGUGAUUCUGGGCAUUUCAGACCGUUUAGUGUCUGCGAUGGUGCAGCCAGGUUCUGCAGCAGCUGCCUUCAUGACAUUAAAUGGGAUGGAGAGUCUUCUUAGCCACAAAUACUUUGAAACAGAGAACAGUACAGAAAUGUACUCAGAUGUUAUCACUGCAAUCUUGCCCUCAUUGAACAACACCAACCUCACAGAGCCUGUCAACUUUACCAUCUAUCACAAGAAGGCAGUACCUGAAUCUGGUUUGGUAACCUGUGUGUACUGGGAGGACAAAACACAGGAGACAGCAACGGAAGAAGGAAGUGAAAAAAGAGGAGAAAAGACUAAGACUAUGCGUUGGUCAGUAGAGGGUUGUUGGGUUGCACACACUAAUGAAAACUACACAGUGUGCAGCUGCUCUCAUCUCUCCACAUUUGCCCUCAUCAUGCAGAUAGGGGAGCCUCCACCAGAGGAUCCUUUCUUAGAGUGGCUGAACCGGGUGUGUGUGAUUUUCGGAUUAUUCUUCUUUGCACUGGCCAUCCUCACCUUCCUCCUGUGUAGCUGGAACCCCAAGAUCAACAACACGGCCCGUCUUCACCUCUGUAUCAGCCUUGCCUUGUCUCAUCUACUGCUGCUGUGGAAUGACAGAUAUGUUGAACAAGAGUUGGCCUGCACCGUCAUGGCCGGGCUUCUCCACUUCUUAGUUGUUGCCAGUUUUGUGUGGAUGCUGCUGGAGGCCCUGCAGCUCCACCUGCUGGUCCGAAGGCUCUCUAAGGUGCAGGUCAUCCAGAGAGAUGGCCUCCCUCGGCCAAUUCUCUACCUGAUUGGCUAUGGGGUUCCAUUUGUGAUCGUGGGUAUUUCUGCACUGGUGUAUUCUGAUGGAUAUGGUGCUACUGAGGCAGAGGUGUGCUGGCUGUCACAACAACGCAACUUCAAAUGGGCUUUAACAGGACCAGUGAUUACUGUCCUUGCACUUAACUGCGUCUUGUUCUGUGCUACUUUAUGGAGUCUGAGACCCACCUUGGCCAACAUGAAGAGUGAUGUCUCUCAGUCCAAAGAUACAAGAUUGAUUGUGUUCAAGAUCCUGGCCCAGUUUGUCAUUCUGGGCUGUACCUGGCUUCUGGGCCUGUACCAGACAAACCUUUUUUUUCAAGUCCUUUUCAUAAUCCUAAACUCCCAGCAGGGCACCUUCCUCUUCAUCGUCCACUGCCUGCUCAAUAAGGAGGUUAGAGAGGAAUACAUAAAAUGGCUGACCUGUUCCUUUAACAAGCGGCGAGAAGAAGGAUCUGUGAAAGAUGCUCCGUCAGUCUCGGAGGACUUGGACAAGGCUGGAGACCAGACAGGCUAAUGGCGAGGAAAUAAGUAUGGCAAAAGGACCAGGAAGAGAAAUGCAGGCCUUAUUCAGUUUUCAACCAUUCAGCUGUAUCUACUAUGAUUUUUUUCUGUCAUUUUGUGCUUGGGAUGGUGUUCACUUGGACACAACACAACAAUACCUGAUCAUCAUCAUUGCCGUUAUUUUCCUUGUUCAAUGCAGGUUUCUUCUGCUUUGU